Messenger RNA from Penicillium samsonianum, 495 nucleotides. RefSeq lists its product as uncharacterized. Lineage: Eukaryota; Fungi; Ascomycota; Eurotiomycetes; Eurotiales; Aspergillaceae. The record is from RefSeq and is a predicted model, not a curated record. The coding region runs from base 1 to 495 and encodes 164 amino acids. The transcript is spliced from 2 exons.
AUGAGUUCGAGUGCCUCGCCCGCAUGGAACAAUACCCGCAUCCAAAACCAUGAUGAUAAGGUAUUGCUGGCGCGCUUGGAUCAGUACUUCAAUGCUUUUGUCAGUGCCGAUGCCCAAGGGCUAGAAAGUAUCAUGGCUGAUGAUUAUCACAUGACCGAUAUCCCCCUUGGUGUUGCUAGGUCACCUAAGAAGGCUUGGCUCCAACAAAACAGUGGAUUUAGCGAUCUUCUUACGAACCUCUCAGUUGAGGCCAUUUCGCUCUACGGCAGUUCCGAGCCUGGCUCGUUUUCGGUUAUGGAGCACGUUGUAUGGUUUACAUUGAAGCAUGAUCCUCCUGAAGCAGCUAAGCCCAACCUUCCUCCUGGAAUAAAGAAGGGCGAUUCAUCGGGUAUGAUCAACAUAUCUUUGAUGUGGUGGAAUAGUGAUGGAAAAGUUACCCGCGAACUUGAGUAUGGAAGGAUUUUGUGGGACGGCUUUGAUAUCAAUGCCUUUUAA